ACAAAAUAAAUAUGCUGCUCCGGUCAUUUCGCACCGUCGAGCUUCUCCGCCGUAUCUCCACUUCUUCAGUCUCCGGUUACCGCCCUUCUCCUCCCUUCUUACAACGUUUCAAUGGCGACGUUCAAAGCUAUUUCCCCAGUCAUACCCCUCGCUUCUGUUACUCUAUAAGCGUGAAUCCUCAAAACGAGAAUCGUCAAUACACGACUGCAUCAGCACCGGUGUUUUCUAAACGGGCUAGUAAAAGAAAGAUUUCACGGCGGAGGCAUGCCGGAAAAUCACAAUCAAACUCGCCGGCGGCGGAUGCGGUUGAUUUGGCGUUAGAUUCAGUAGUGAAGAUCUUCACUGUUUCUACAAGUCCUAGUUACUUUCUUCCAUGGCAGAACAAGUCUCAAAGAGAAUCAAUGGGCUCUGGAUUUGUGAUAUCUGGAAGAAGGAUUAUAACUAAUGCUCAUGUAGUGGCUGAUCACUCCUUUGUGUUAGUUAGAAAGCAUGGUUCGUCUAUAAAGCAUAGAGCAGAAGUUCAAGCUGUUGGUCAUGAGUGUGAUUUAGCUAUAUUGGUUGUUGAUAGUGAAGUGUUUUGGGAAGGUAUGAAUUCGUUAGAGCUCGGUGAUAUACCGUUUUUGCAGGAAGCUGUUGCGGUUGUUGGCUAUCCUCAAGGUGGUGAUAAUAUCUCUGUUACAACGGGUGUUGUGUCGCGAGUUGAACCAACGCAAUAUGUUCAUGGUGCUACUCAACUAAUGGCUAUACAAAUAGAUGCGGCGAUUAAUCCAGGGAAUAGUGGUGGUCCGGCUAUUAUGGGAAACAAAGUGGCUGGUGUCGCGUUUCAGAAUCUUUCAGGUGCUGAGAAUAUAGGCUAUAUCAUUCCAACACCAGUAAUUAAGCAUUUCAUAACUGGUGUUGAAGAAUGUGGUAAAUACAUUGGUUUCUGCGCAAUGGGAGUAUCAUGUCAGCCUAUGGAGAAUGCUCAACUCCGUCGUGGAUUUCAGAUGAGUCCUGAAAUGACAGGGGUUCUUAUAAGCAAAAUUAACCCUCUAUCAGAUGCUCACAGGAUUCUGAAGAAGGAUGAUGUUAUUCUCUCGUUUGAUAAUGUUUCUAUAGCAAAUGAUGGAACAGUUCCUUUCCGGAACAGGGAGCGAAUCACUUUUGAUUAUCUGGUUUCUAUGAAGAAACCAGAUGAAACGGCCUUGGUUAAAGUCUUGAGGGAGGGGAAAGAACAUGAGUUCAGUAUCACACUAAAACCUCUGCAACCUCUGGUUCCAGUGCAUCAAUUUGAUCAGCUUCCCAGUUAUUACAUUUUUGCGGGCUUCGUAUUUGUACCUCUCACUCAACCAUACCUUCAUGAAUAUGGAGAAGAUUGGUAUAACACUUCUCCCCGCAGUUUAUGCAUGCGUGCACUAAAAGAUUUGCCCAAAAAAGCCGGUCAACAACUUGUCAUUGUCUCUCAGGUGUUAAUGGAUGACAUCAACACAGGAUACGAGCGUCUCGCAGAGCUACAAGUGAAGAAAGUGAACGGAGUGGAAGUGGAUAAUCUGAGACAUCUAUGUCAGCUCAUAGAGAACUGCAACACCGAGGAACUGAGGUUAGACUUAGACGAUGAUGAGAGGGUAAUCAUCUUGAACUACCAAUCCGCAAAAAUUGCGACUUCUUUGAUUUUGAAACGACACAGAAUAGCAUCUGCGAUUUCCAGCGAUCUGCUUAUCGAACAAAAUCCAGUAACCGAGUUGGCUUCUUGUUCUGCUGUCUGAGCCACACAAUGCCAAUGCAUUUGGCAUGUUGUACAACUUCAAAUUCAUUCAUAUUUGUAAACCACAAUGUUGUAUCAUCAUAAACAUUUAGGGAUUUGAUAAGCGGCUUUUCACAAGCCUGAAUUUUGAAAAUUAUUUAUAGAAAUUUUUUCUUUACUCCAA
Molecule: messenger RNA, 1907 nt
Organism: Capsella rubella
Lineage: Eukaryota; Viridiplantae; Streptophyta; Magnoliopsida; Brassicales; Brassicaceae
Product: protease Do-like 10, mitochondrial
Exons: 8
Coding region: 12-1745 (577 amino acids)
Biological process (GO): proteolysis
Molecular function (GO): serine-type endopeptidase activity; protein binding
Source: RefSeq, a predicted model, not a curated record